Messenger RNA from Chroicocephalus ridibundus (black-headed gull), 3139 nucleotides. It is a transcript of the gene NF2, whose product is annotated as NF2, moesin-ezrin-radixin like (MERLIN) tumor suppressor. NCBI's taxonomy places the organism in Eukaryota, Metazoa, Chordata, Aves, Charadriiformes, Laridae. The record is from RefSeq and is a predicted model, not a curated record. The coding region runs from base 101 to 1918 and encodes 605 amino acids. Gene Ontology annotation, molecular function: actin binding; integrin binding. Gene Ontology annotation, biological process: positive regulation of early endosome to late endosome transport; regulation of hippo signaling; regulation of organelle assembly. The transcript is spliced from 15 exons. Gene Ontology annotation, cellular component: cytoskeleton; plasma membrane; filopodium.
GGCGGGCGCAGCUCGGCGCGGCCCGCAGCGGCGGGGGCCCGGGCCCUCCCCGCCGCCAUGGCGCUGCCGCCGCGCUGAGCCGCCUGUGUCCCCCCCCGCCAUGGCCGGGGCCAUCGCGUCCCGCAUGAGCUUCAGCUCGCUGAAGAGGAAGCAGCCCAAGACCUUCACCGUGCGCAUCGCCACCAUGGACGCCGAGAUGGAGUUCAGCUGCGAGGUAAAGUGGAAGGGGAAGGACCUGUUCGAUCUCGUGUGCAGGACACUAGGACUCCGAGAAACCUGGUUCUUCGGGCUUCAGUACACUAUCAAGGAUACGGUGGCUUGGCUCAAAAUGGACAAGAAGGUUCUGGAUCAUGAUGUUCCAACAGAGGAGCCCGUCACCUUUCACUUCCUGGCCAAAUUUUAUCCUGAGAACGCGGAGGAGGAGCUGGUGCAGGAAAUCACACAGCACUUGUUCUUCCUGCAGGUGAAGAAGCAGAUUUUGGAUGAGAAGAUCUACUGUCCUCCUGAAGCUUCUGUCCUGCUGGCCUCUUACGCCGUCCAAGCCAAGUACGGCGAUUACGAUCCCAACGUCCACAAGCGAGGCUUCUUGGCGCAAGAGGAGCUGCUUCCAAAGCGGGUAAUAAACCUGUACCAGAUGACUCCGGAGAUGUGGGAGGAAAGGAUAACGGCCUGGUACGCAGAGCACCGAGGCAGAGCGAGAGAUGAAGCUGAAAUGGAGUAUUUGAAGAUAGCUCAGGACUUGGAGAUGUACGGAGUGAACUAUUUUGCGAUUAGGAAUAAAAAAGGCACCGAACUACUCCUCGGAGUUGACGCCUUGGGUCUUCACAUUUAUGACCCAGACAACAGGUUGACCCCUAAAAUCUCUUUCCCGUGGAACGAGAUCCGGAAUAUCUCAUACAGCGAUAAAGAGUUUACGAUUAAGCCAUUGGACAAAAAGAUUGAUGUUUUUAAAUUCAAUUCAUCAAAGCUGCGUGUGAAUAAGCUGAUUCUUCAGCUGUGCAUCGGAAACCACGACCUCUUCAUGAGGAGGAGAAAGGCAGACUCGUUGGAGGUCCAGCAGAUGAAAGCGCAGGCCAGGGAGGAGAAAGCCAGGAAGCAGAUGGAACGGCAGCGUUUGGCCCGAGAGAAGCAGAUGAGAGAAGAGGCUGAGAGGACAAGGGACGAGCUGGAGAGAAGGUUGAUGCAAUUAAAGGAAGAGGCAACGAUGGCCAACGAGGCUCUGAUGAGGUCUGAAGAGACAGCAGACUUGCUGGCUGAGAAGGCUCAGAUCACGGAGGAGGAGGCCAAGCUCCUGGCUCAGAAAGCAGCUGAGGCUGAACAGGAGAUGCAGCGAAUCAAAGCCACGGCCAUCCGGACGGAGGAGGAGAAACGGCUGAUGGAACAGAAGGUGCUAGAGGCAGAGAUGUUGGCACUGAAAAUGGCGGAGGAGUCGGAGAGGAGGGCGAAGGAGGCUGAUCAGCUCAAGCAAGACCUUCAGGAGGCUCGCGAGUCGGAGCGGAGAGCAAAGCAGAAGCUUUUGGAGAUCACCAGCAAGUCGUCCUACACACAGUCCAUGAACUCAAGUACGACAGCGCUGCCUACUGACCUGCCAAGCUUCAACCUCAUCAGCGAGAGCCUGUCCUUUGACUUCAAGGAUACGGACAUGAAGAGGCUUUCGAUGGAAAUCGAGAAAGAGAACUCACCCUACAGAGCACCAAGUCCCGCGUGGCCUUCUUCGAGGAGCUCUAGGAUGCGACCAGCCGCUCCGCACCACUGCUGCCCGCUGAACGGAGCAUCCCCCCCCCACCCCUACAGCAUCGGCGUGCCCCAAACGGGGCCGGGGGAGCCGGGCAUUGCCCCCCGGUGUCCUGCCCCCCCCGCCGCGGGGUGCUGCCAGCCUCUGCACGCCGACGGACUCGGGUGCCCACGGACUGUGUGACGUUCUCUAGCUUAGCGUCCCUUCACCCUCCUCCCUGGCCCUCUUUUUUUUUUUUUUUUUUGGUUUUCCCAGCCUUUUUCUGUGAUUUUUUUCUAGCCUAGUUUUUUUAGCCUUGGCCUUCCCCUUGGUGCCGGGGUGGGGGCUGUGACAGUGCCUCCCCCCCUCAACCCAAGCCUGGCAGCCAACGGGGCAGCGUGCGGAAGGGUGUCCCUCGGCGGGGAUGCCGUCCCUCCGGGCUGCCUUCUCCUGCCGGUGCCGGAGCCUUCUCCGGUGAUGCCCGGAGCUCCAUUAGGAAGGCAGAGCAUGUCCUAGUGGAGUGCUGUAAAUCAGGGGCCGGCGCGCCGGCGCUCGGCAGAGGUGGGAGGCAGGAGGCAGGCGGGCAGGGAGCGGGAUGGCAGCGGGGACCCCGGGCUGCGGGGAUUAGGGCAGGAGGUGGGGAGGAAGGCCCCCUCCUCCUCCUCCUCCUCCUCUCCGCAAGGGAUAAGGAGCAGGAGAACAGCUAGUGCCAACCAAAUGAAACCUUUUUUUAUUAUUAUUAUUUUUUAAUUUUUUUUCCUGCAAACUGUGACAAACCUGUGCAGCUUGAGGCCAAGGGGGGGCCCUGGGGGCUGAGGGCUGGGCUCCUGCUGGGUGCCCCGGUCUGGCAGCCCCCCCACACGAUGUGGCCCCCCCCCCCCCCCCCCCCAGCUCCUCCGAGCCCCUCCCUGGGCUGCCUGCUCCUGCCUGUCCUUAAGCGGGUGCCUUUGCUCACAGCUCUUACCCCCCCGGCGGCGGCCGCGGGGGGGGAACGGGGAUGCCUUGACUUUUCCUUCGUGUCUCCAUCCCAAAUCCCGCCCUCUGCUCGGGACUGGGGGGUGGGGGGGGGGGUGGGUGGUGGAAAACCUCCCUUCCAGCUGCGAUUUACCCUUUGAGGGAGCCGGUGCUGCCCUGAGCAUCCCCCGCAUCCCCUGGGGACCCCCAAUUCCUCCCUCCCACAACCUCACCUGACCCACAGCCACUCCGGAGGGUCAGCCCCUGGGGCUCAGCACCUCGUAAAUCGCGUCCUGAACCCUUUUUUUAUUUAAAACCGCUCUGCCUCGGAUCGACUCCCCGCACGUGGCUGCGAUUCGGCUGCCCGUGGCCUGGCACAGCCGCUUUCCCGUUCCCCUGGACUCUUGUACUGGGAAGAAAUAACCGUUUUCUCAUUUGUUUUAAUAAAAAUUCAAAGCACUAGGAGGGGGA